This is a messenger RNA of Hipposideros armiger (great roundleaf bat), 3818 nucleotides long. It is a transcript of the gene GUCD1, whose product is annotated as guanylyl cyclase domain containing 1. The record is from RefSeq and is a predicted model, not a curated record. The transcript is spliced from 6 exons. The coding region runs from base 803 to 1408 and encodes 201 amino acids. Lineage: Eukaryota; Metazoa; Chordata; Mammalia; Chiroptera; Hipposideridae.
GUCAGGGGAGGGAGGGAACAAAGCCUCAGCCAGGCCUGGGCUCCGUGUGCCAGGCCCCUCCCAGCUGGAUGGAGGCAGGGUUCACAUCAGCACCCACAAAGGGCUUUACACACAUUCUUGCCCUGAGCGCUCACAACACCUUGUAGGCUGGUGUCUGUGAUGGUCCAUUUCAUAAAGGAGGAAGCAGGCUCAGGGAAGUCAAGUGCCUCUCAGGGGGCUCAGCCAGUGGGUGGCCUGCACGCGCCUAUGCCAUUCUGCCUUCCAUGCUGCUGCACGCCAUUGGGGGCGAGGGAGGAGUCUGGGGAGAGAGACCAAUGCGAUGCAGCAAAGGAGCAGCCACAGGUCACUGCCUCCUGGGAAUGUGCAACAGCCCAGAAGGGUACAGACAAGUUCCAUGCAAAGUGAGGCAAAGUGUGAACUCAGGCCUGGCGGAGUGCAGAUGAAGGAAAGGGCGUGGCCAGCCUGAGAUCAGAGAAGACCCAGAAGUGGUGGCAUCUGUGCCAGGCCCUGAAGGCUGGGGAGGAUUUAGACAUAGGAGAGGAGGAGCAUAGGACCCAUUUUAGGCAAGGUACUGCCCAGACAGGGCCGGUAGGUGGGAGGGCCAGGAUGGACGCCAGGGCUAAUGAGUGGCCCUCCUGAUUGGUGCAUGCAGUGGGAGGCAGGCGGGAUCCCAGGGCAGCUCUGCACAGGCUGGUCUUGGGUUCAAGAAAGGCCCCAGAGACCCUGAGGGGACUUUGUGCAGCUGCCUGUGCCCAGCAUCCAGCAGCUCUACCACUGGGACUGUGGCCUGGCCUGCUCCAGGAUGGUGCUGCGGUACCUGGGCCAGCUGGACGAUGGUGAGUUUGAGAGUGCCCUACAGGAGCUGCGGCUGACCAGGAGCAUCUGGACCAUCGACCUGGCCUACCUGAUGCGCCAUUUUGGCGUGAGGCACCGCUUCUGUACCCAGACUCUGGGCGUUGACAAGGGCUACAAAAACCAGUCUUUCUAUAGGAAGCACUUUGACACAGAGGAAACCCGGGUGAACCAGCUGUUUGCACAAGCCAAGGCCUCCAAGGUGCUGGUAGAGAAAUGCACGGUGAGCGUGCAGGACAUCCAGGCUCACCUGGCGCAGGGCCAUGUGGCCAUUGUAUUGGUGAACUCAGGGGUGCUGCACUGUGACCUCUGCUCCAGCCCCGCCAAGUACUGCUGCUUCGCCCCCCGUGGCCACCGCUGCUUCUGCCGCACCCCCGACUACCAGGGCCACUUCAUCGUGCUGCGUGGUUACAACCGGGCCACCGGCUCCAUCUUCUACAACAACCCAGCGUACGCUGACCCAGGAAUGUGCAGCACCAGCGUCAGUAACUUCGAGGAGGCCAGAACCAGCUACGGCACAGAUGAGGACAUCCUCUUCGUCUACUUGGACAGCUGACAGCAGGAGCUUGGUGUGCCUCGGGCCCUCAGACCCCACCCUGCCCCACCCAAGCUGGUCCCACUCAGAAGGCCCUGCCCAAGCCCUGGGGCUGCCGGGGCUCGGAUGCAGAGCUGGGGCCUCAGCCCCUGUGACAAAACUCCUGGGGAACUCUGGGAAGCUGCAGCACUCCUGCUUCAUCCACCAGUGGUGAGGGUCAUCGUGCCACUUACCCAGCUUCCCUGCUGGUUGCUGGAGGCAUCCCCAGGGCAUCUGAGCAGAGCUUCCCCCAGGACCCCGAGCCUGACUCCAGCUGUGUCCAGGGGACGUCCAGCACCGACAGUACCCUGGUUGCCUGCGAGCCAGACCCUGGGCCAGGGGAGAGGUCUGAGUCCAUCUCCCCACAGACCUAGGGACCAAGCCCUUGAGAGAGAUGUUGCUUAUCGGGAUAGCAUCUGUGUGUUUGGAGACUGUAGCUAACCCUGGCCUUGCUGGGAGCGGUCCUCACCCUUCUCCCUGGAAGUGCUGCAGAGCCCCCCUGUGUCCUUUCAUGGAUGCUACCGCCCCCUCUGGCAUUCCCAGUGGGCCCAAGUUCCUGUGGCUGGUUCAAGGCCUCUGGCUCCCGGGGAGGACUGGACCUCAGGAAGAAAGGACUCUGAGGCCCCUGCAGCCCUCCAGGUACUCCAGCUCUAAAGGGUAUGGGCAGGGCCCUGGUGAGUGUGCUCAGGGUGCCUGACCCAGAGGGCUAGGGACAGCUGCCUGGGCCCAAAGAUCUCUCUCACCCAUAAGGCCUCCUGACACUAGCCUAAGUCCCAACAGUGGGGCCUGUCCUCUGAGUGUGGGGAGCCCCAGGUCUCACAGGGCCUAUGCUGAAGCAAUGGCGGGGGAGCGGGCAGCCUGUGGCCUCGCACCCACCCUGGGGUUCACACCAGGACCUUUUGCACAGAAUGUUGGGUCUCUUCUAUCAUGACAAAGAAGGGUGGUGCCUGCCCAGGAUCACACAGCAUGGCACGGAGCAUGAACUAGAGCUGUUGCCUUCUUUUUCUUUUGGGGGGGUUGGGGACGGGGGGGCCGUGCGGGGGUAGGCGGUGGGUUGUUUUUUUUUCUUUUUGAAAUUUAAGUUUUUACUUUUGGGGUGAUAAUCACCCUCAAGUAAGACAAUAAUCGAUUACAGGUACUUUGGAACCACUGACACCUCUCUUCACGGGGCAGAUAAGCCAGCCCAAGUUCUCUUUCAAAGAGAAGGGGACUCCCAGCUGGUGGGCUUGAGUGCCAUGGCCCCUCACCCUUACAGACAGAAUCUGGCCCAGUCUGGGGAGAGUUUGCCCAGGAGGCUGGUGGAGCUGGGUCUUGAACCCAGGUCUACACCUAAAAUGUAAAGGAAAUGGGUCAUUUCCAGAGGGGCUGGGGCACCCACCCCUCCCAGGCUGACUGUGGCAAAGGAGCAGAGGUGCCCCAACAGCCCCACUGACACUGCACCUCUGCGAUUUGGUCUUCCAGUGCCCAAGGCAUGAUGCGGUGGCAGCUGCUGCCCUCCCCCUCCAGCCGGCCCCUCCCCACCAUGGCUGCUCUGAGGGGCCGCGGUGGGCUUUGCUUACAAAGGCUGUCAGACCACCCAGCCAUAUUGCUCCUCAACGCCUGACGCAACCUUGGCCGAGAGGGAGGCGCUGUUAGCUGGGCAGCCACCCCUGGGUGUGAGACAAGCGUUGCCUUCAGACUGGUCUCGUUUCUUUUGCCUUAAUGCUGGUUGGCCCAAGAUCCCGGGGAGCUCCGGCUCCAUGCUCAGGAAUACCACAUGUGGCAACUGUGGGGUUUGGGCGUCCUCAGGAGAGGCCCAAGUAAAACUGUGGUGAGAAUAGAUGUGUCAAGGAAAGCAAGAGGAAGUGAAGCUUUCAGGGUGGCUGAAUGAGUGAGGCACGUGCCCAUGCUGGUGGGACUAUCAUGGAGAGCAGCCUCCAUAGACAGUGGUCAUAGCACCUCAGUCCAUCAUGUGACAUUUAAAAACGCUCAGUCCCUGGGCUUGGAGGAGGGCUUCUCAGGGCAAGCCACAAGUUAGGGGUCAACUGUGUGGAAGAUUAACAAGAAAGCUGCCUGCCCCUGAGAUGGUGCCACCUUCCCAGCGAGGGUCAUGGAGGCAGGACACAAACCACACCAUGUUGUAUAUUGAAAAAAAUCAUGAAAAUGGGGCCAGAGAAAAAGCCCCAUCAGGAACUUCUGCCUACAGCACGGGGCACCCACAACCCCCUAUCCACACGCUGGGGGUCCAGCACCCCCCCUCCCCCCCAAAGCACAGCAGACAUUUGGCUUUGUUCACUCCAGCUACAUGGGGACAAAAGGGAUCUUUUGCAUUGCAGAGAUUUUAUACAUAAAUAUAUUUUGUUUGUAAUAAGCCAUUCUCAAUAAAUGUUAUUCUCACUGCAAAAUCAUGGCA